AUGGAUAUUGGCUCCCAAAGAGCAAGUCCUCGUGGAAAGAAAUUUGUCGUGGCUUUCAUGCAAGACCACCAGAAAUACCAACGCAAGCCAUCUGACAUGAAAUACCAGCUGCUGAUCACUGGUCAUCAUCCCUCAACUCUUACCAAAGUGUCACUAGAUAGAGUGUAUCACGUGGUAACUCCAGAUGAUAGCAACACAGAUGGUUUCAAGGAAUUUGCCAUUGUAGCUCAGGAAAAUGCCACUGAUGUUGAUAUUUCCCUAAAAGGAGAUGUGCUAUUCAAUGGACAGGUUUAUCCUGCAGGGAGCAAACUUUCUGUUAAUCUUAAGGCAUUCCAAGCACUUCAGCUGCAAAGCUCAGAUGAUUUAUCAGGUACCAGAAUUGAAUCAAAGGAACCCGUGGCUGUCUUCAGUGGACACAGCUGUAUUAUGAAAAACAACGACUGCAACCAAGUUUUUGAACAGCUGCUGCCCAGUUCAAGCUGGGGUACCUUCUUCAUUGUCCCUGUGCUCCCUUUCCAAAACAGGGAUGGCGUACUGUAUAUAACGGCUUCUCAAAACACUUAUCUCAAAUACCAACAUGGGAAUGUGCUCGGCUCCCAGACCCUGGAAUCUGGAGAAGUCAUGCAGAUAAACAAAUAUUCUUCUGAGCCAGUUUCUAUUUCCGCCAGUGCUAGAAUCCAGGUGCUUUACUACUCUACUGGAGGCGAAAGCCAAGGCCAUGGACCAUUGCUACUCAAUAUUCCAGCUGUUACAACCUUUUGCAGAUCAUAUGAUCUUCCCUACACGAAGCAUUUGGAUAAUUAUGCUAUCAUCAUAGCCAAAACCUCCGAUCUCAGUGGAAUCAGAAUACAGAGGAAGCCCUUUGCAAAAAGCCAGUGGAAAUCAGUCCCAGACACAGAAUACUACUGGACUGAACACAGCUUGGCUAGGGAAGUAGGUAUUCUUUCUUCAUUGGGUUUUCAUGUUCCACUUGGGGUCUUCACCCUUGGAUUUUCACAGAAUGAUGGCUAUGGCUCACAGGAUCAUUGUACCUCCCCUAUGACCUGCCCAGCCAACAGUCACUACGAAGUCUGCACUAACACUUGCGCCAACCGCUGUGCCAAUGUCACAGAUACUGAGCCAUGUCCAGAGACCUGCAGGGAGG
Messenger RNA from Pseudonaja textilis, 1144 nucleotides. The record is from RefSeq and is a predicted model, not a curated record. NCBI's taxonomy places the organism in Eukaryota, Metazoa, Chordata, Lepidosauria, Squamata, Elapidae.